Molecule: messenger RNA, 1495 nt
Organism: Actinia tenebrosa (Australian red waratah sea anemone)
Lineage: Eukaryota; Metazoa; Cnidaria; Anthozoa; Actiniaria; Actiniidae
Product: glutaminyl-peptide cyclotransferase
Molecular function (GO): glutaminyl-peptide cyclotransferase activity; zinc ion binding
Source: RefSeq, a predicted model, not a curated record
GACAAGCAAGGGAAAAGUUCUGACACGAGACGCGAGAUUUGACAAAUGACUGAAUAAAGAUACUACUUCGUGCUCUUAAAACACACACUUUUGAACAGACGAAGCGUCAUUGAACCAGUUCGCGCAAACCGAAUUUCCCCCGCCUAAAACCAGCAGAAAAUUGGCCUACGACUGACUUGGUCUCUUUGAAGUCGGGUCAUCAGUGACCAAAAUGCGCUAUAAGAUAGCGUUUUAUCUUGUAGCCUUGGUGUUCGACACUGCAGAAUGCUAUAUCAGCGAUCAAAAGCUAACAACGAGAACUUUCAACAAGCCAAGGUCUCUUCCUCAAUGGAAUAUCACAUCUUUGGCCAGCCUUACUAACUAUGAUGAAUUCUAUGGAAAGAUUUUAAGGCCUGUAUUGAAAGUUCGUGUACCACAAACACCAGGCCACACUGAAGUCCGUAAGUUUAUUACAAAACAAUUUGAAGAUCUCAAAUGGUCUGUUACACUGGAUGAGUUUGAAGCAGACACGCCCUAUGGACUGAAGACAUUCCGCAACAUUAUUGCAACUCUUAAUCCAGUGGCCAAAACACGGCAUGUUAUGUCAGCUCAUUAUGACUCAAAGUUGUUUAAACCUGAUGGCAAUGGACGACAGUUCAUUGGAGCUAUAGAUUCUGCUGUUCCAUGUGCUAUGCUUAUUGAGGUGGCUCGCACGGUCACACCCUUUUUUCGGGCCAAACCAUUGAGCAAUGAAGUAACUUUACAGAUGGUGUUCUUUGAUGGAGAAGAAGCAUUUAAAGAUUGGAGUCCAACAGAUUCUAUUUACGGCUCAAGACACCUUGCACAGUUUUGGAAAAAUACAGCAGAUGACUUGGCACCUGUCAACCCUUUUGCUCCAUCUGUGCAACCAACACUUAUGGAUUCUGUACAAUCGCUAAUCCUACUGGAUUUACUUGGUGCUCCAGACCCCAAAUUUUUUAACAUGUUUGAAGCAACAUCUCAUUUGUUUGAACAUCUCAAGUCUAAAGAGGAUGCAUUGUAUCAAGCAAAUCAGUUAGAGGAAUACAAAAGAAAUAAAAAAUAUUUCCAGUCUGUGGAACUACAACAAAUCUACAUUGAGGAUGACCAUAUUCCAUUUCUACGAGAAGGGGUUCCUAUACUCCAUCUUAUUCCAGUACCAUUCCCUCAUUGUUGGCAUCAGCUUAACGACGACGAGACCUGUCUACGGAACUCCACUAUUCACAACCUCAUCAAAAUACUGAGGUUGUUUACAGUGGAACUUUUCGAACUAUAAAUUUUGGAAUUAUUUCUAAAUUAACAAAGAUUUUAACAAAAUAGGAGUCUAUCUGCUGGCAGUCCUUGGUUCUUGUGGGUUAUUAUUAGGAUACGUCAACUAGAUUACUAGGGAAUUGAGUUUUUUUAUGCAGAGGGUAUCUUAGUGAAAAUAAAAGUAAAAAGAAAACUGGAUUUUUAACACCUCUUUCAUACGCACAAAAAAUAAAAUUAUAAUAUCAAA